AUGUGCCGCUUUCUGGUGUUCAAGGGCACACACCCGUUGAUACUAUCCAAGCUUGUCACUGAACCUUCCCACUCUAUCCUCACCCAAUCAUACGAUUCCCGCCUUCGCUUGGACAAGCGCCGACCAGUCAACGGUGACGGCUUCGGCGUCGGCUGGUACACAGAAGCCCACCUGGGCACUUACCCAUGCAUCUUCACCUCCACCCUGCCAGCCUGGAACUGCGUGAACCUCGAACGCAUCGCACCCAAGACAUGCUCUCGCCUAAUCUUCGCCCACGUCCGCGCCACAACCGAAGGCUCCCUUGCGGAGAACAACUGCCACCCCUUCCAGCACAACAGCCUGAUGUGGAUGCACAACGGCAACAUCGGCGGUUGGAAGUAUGUCAAACGUCCGCUCGCCGACUCUCUGGACGACAACUGGUACCUCGGCGUCCACGGCGGCACCGAUUCAGAAUGGGCCUUCGCCCUCUUCCUCGACACCCUCGAAAAAGAAGGAGUCGACCCCAGCUCCGAACCCACCAACGGCUUCGGUCAAAAUAUUCUUCGUCGCGCCAUGAGAAAGACCAUCGCCAAGAUCAACGCCUUCGUAAAAGCCAUCCCCGCCCACCACAACCUCGAUGACGUGGAGACACGGAGUCUCCUCAAUUUCGCCGUGACAGACGGCCACACCGUCAUUGUGACACGAUAUGUAAGCAGCAAGACAGACGCAGCGGCAAGUCUGUACUACUCCUCCGGCACAGACUGGGUUGAAGGCAAAACGAAAGGACAAUUCAAGAUGGAACGCCGGGAUAAAGCCUCCGACGUCGUCCUUGUCGCGAGCGAACCACUGACAUUCGAACGACACAAUUGGCUCUCUGUGCCGACGAACACGAUCCUGACGAUCUGCAACCAGACCGUCUUUGUGCGGCCCAUCAAGGAUGAGUUCUAUGAUCCCGAUCCUUCGGCGGAGAGAUCUUCGAAUUUCGCAAAGGCGCAGGGGUUGGUGACGAAGGCGCCGGGGGGCGGGCAGCCUAAGCAGCCUGCUUCUUCGGUGGUGGCAGCGGCGGAUGCUGAGUUGACGCCAAAGCUUAGGAAGAGCGUGGCGGUGCGGGUAGAGGAGCAGUCGGAUGAUACGGAGAAUGAGGCAGCGGUUUAG
Messenger RNA from Endocarpon pusillum Z07020, 1134 nucleotides. RefSeq names its product glutamine amidotransferase DUG3. NCBI's taxonomy places the organism in Eukaryota, Fungi, Ascomycota, Eurotiomycetes, Verrucariales, Verrucariaceae. Bases 1 to 1134 code for a protein of 377 amino acids. The record is from RefSeq and is a predicted model, not a curated record. The transcript is spliced from 2 exons.